GUUGCGAGAGGGCAGGAGACAGCAGUCUCCCGAGAGUACGACGAACCAAGAGCUCCCUCACGUGUAUACAACGUGAGGGUGGUUGAACGUACCAUGCUUGCAAUAAGCGUAUAGCUUUGUUCUUCGAUCGUUCAGUCGGGCAGGGCAGCGCACGCAGGACUGGCUGUUGAGAACAAUGGCCAACCGGACCCGCUGCAGUCAACUGCCGCCGCUCCCGCAGUUGACGAGGACCAACGCCAGUCCCCCAAGUCCCAGGAAGCAGAUUGUGAUCGACGUGUUCAACAUGUUCGACACCGAUGGCUCCGGAGAAAUCGAGCUGGAAGAGAUGGCCAAGGCAUUCAAGGCGACGGGAAAGCUCACGGACGAGACGAGGGCGCAGCUCGAGGCACACUUCGAGUUCAUGGACAGCGACGGCUCAGGCGAGGUGACCAUCGACGAGUUUCGUGAGGCGCUGGGGCACGGGGAGAUCGCCUUCCGCAACUAUCAACACCAACAGGCGUUCUACUCGCUGGGUCUGACCUUGUGCCAGAACCUCGUGGUCUACCGGAAGCACGUGCUCAACCAGGAGUUCGAGAGCAUGAAGCAACAGCCACCGGGGAGCGCGGUGGGCGGCCUGGAAGAUCAGUUCGAUUGCCUGGUGCGAUCCUUGAUGAUGAGCACCUUCGCGCUCAAAGGCGGGGACAGCGGCGGCGGCAACGACAAGGGGAAGGGGGGCGGGGGACACGAGGAGCAGUGGUCCCAAAGGCGGGGUUGCAGUAAAUACGCCUCCAAAACCUUGAAAGGGAGCGAUGACCAGGCGAGGAACAAUGAGUUGCUGCGCAAGAGGGAGGCCCGCGUGUUGGCCCACGCCUUGAAGGUUGGGCAGACUAGGAGGAAACUGAGACCUCUCCCUGCCAGCAGGGGGCAGCAUCUGCGCGCAGUGGUUCGAAAGGAAGUGGCGGACAUCUGGACGCGCCGAGAGAACCAUGGGGAGCAACGGGGUUUGCAGGCAUCGCCGCAUCGCAGGCCGUUGAAGAAGCUGCCGCAAAAGAUGGCACCGACGAAGCCAAGAGCCCGUGGCCCGACUCCGACCUGUCGCCACCCACCAAGAUGACAAUAAUAAUUGCACCUCUCUCUGUCCUGGUUGCUGGUUACUUUCAACUUGAGGAUCGUGAUCCUUCUCGCGUGGCUCUGGGAAACCUUGUGGACAAGAAAUUUAUUGCCUCCGGCUUUGUGUGGCAGAUGAUUUACUCGGCCUUGAGGUUCAUUCUGACACGGGUUUGUGGUAGCUGGUAGCAAGAAUCACCCUUCUCCUCCGUAGAGAGAGGGGACGCGCUGGGACAACGAAUAAACAAACCCUUGUAUUUGGUAGUAAGUAGAUUUUCUAGUUUGUAAAUAUUCAGCAGACAUGUUCGAUCAUGGUGGCUUUCCUUGCUCGGGUUAGCUAUUACCUGGUAUUCGUCAGUCCAAGGUGUGAGCCCUGGACAUCAACGCGCAAGCGCUUGUCGUUUUAUUCAUAUUUGGGCAGUCUGUACCUCCAGCGGUUACUACCCCGUCGAAGUACAUUACACGUUCGUUUGUGUAUCGUCCAUUUUGUGAGAUUUUUUUUUUGCCCUGUUGUUGUGAUCAAAGCAGCCGCCCUCGCUGUAAAGUUUUGGGAGGACUUGGUAUAUUAUCAGAUGAAGUACUUCGUAAGAUAUACAUACGUCUAUAUAAUAAUCAGGGUAGGCAACUCUUCACUGAUCGAACACGUUUUGCUUGUCGAGCCCCGCC
Ectocarpus sp. CCAP 1310/34 is the source of this 1752-nucleotide messenger RNA. NCBI's taxonomy places the organism in Eukaryota, Phaeophyceae, Ectocarpales, Ectocarpaceae. The record is from the annotation of a GenBank genome assembly.